This is a messenger RNA of Varanus komodoensis (Komodo dragon), 1449 nucleotides long. RefSeq names its product hydroxymethylbilane synthase (gene HMBS). The record is from RefSeq and is a predicted model, not a curated record. Gene Ontology annotation, biological process: heme biosynthetic process. Gene Ontology annotation, molecular function: hydroxymethylbilane synthase activity. Lineage: Eukaryota; Metazoa; Chordata; Lepidosauria; Squamata; Varanidae. The transcript has 14 exons. The coding region runs from base 76 to 1164 and encodes 362 amino acids. Gene Ontology annotation, cellular component: cytoplasm.
CGUUGCAAGGGCGGGGCCUCGCGGCCGUGGAGCGGCGGCGCGCCGGUGACUUUGGCCGCGGCGCUCCGGCCCAGCAUGAGCGGCCCGGCGGCCCCGGCCGCCGCCGAGGAGCCGGACAAAAAUGGCUUGAAAAACUCGACUAUCCGUGUAGGAACCAGGAAGAGCCAGCUGGCCCGGAUCCAGACGGACAGUGUGGUGCAGAGGCUGCAGGAGCACCACCCCCACCUUUGCUUCGAGAUCGUUGCCAUGUCCACCACUGGGGACAAGAUCCUGGACACAGCGCUGUCGAAGAUCGGGGAGAAGAGUCUCUUCACCAAGGAGCUGGAAAAUGCGCUGGAGAGGAACGAGGUCGACUUGGUGGUUCACUCUCUGAAGGACCUGCCCACAUCCCUGGCGCCUGGCUUCACCAUUGGUGCUGUCUGCAAGAGAGAGAAUCCGCACGAUGCCGUCGUCUUCCACCCCAGGCACGCUGGCAAAACCCUCAGCAGCCUCCCCGAGAAGAGUGUGAUCGGAACCAGCUCACUUCGCCGGGCGGCUCAGCUGAAGAGACUGUUCCCACAGCUGGAAUUUCGGGAUAUUAGGGGCAAUCUGAACACUCGCUUGAAGAAGCUGGACGAGAAGGAGGACUUCAGUGCCAUUGUGCUGGCUGCUGCCGGCCUGAAACGGAUGGGCUGGGAGAGCCGCAUAGGCCAGAUCCUGAGCCCCACGGACUGCUUAUAUGCUGUUGGGCAGGGCGCCUUAGCUGUGGAAGUGAGGGCCAGAGAUCAGAAGAUCCUAGACAUGGUGUCUGUCCUGCACGACGAGGAGACGGUGCUGCGCUGCAUUGCUGAGAGGGCCUUCAUGAAGCGCCUGGAAGGCGGCUGCAGUGUGCCUGUGGCUGUGAGCACCCUGCUGAAGGACUUCCAGCUGUAUAUGACCGGUGCCGUUUACAGCCUCGAUGGAUCCGACAGCCUGCGGGAGACCAUGCAGACGAGCGUGCACUUCCCAGAAGAGAACGGAGACGGCCCCAGUGACAACAUCCAGCACGUUGGCAUCACGGCCAGGAACAUCCCGCACCUUGCUCAGGCGGCCGCAGAGAAGCUGGGCAUUCAGCUGGCUGAGCUGCUGCUGAGCCAGGGGGCAAGACACAUCCUCACAGUGGCCAGGCAGCUCAACGAGGCUUGAGGACCUCCAGAGAAACCGCAGUGCCAGCUUGCCCCUUCUCCCCCCUUAGAGGCCUUAAUGUAUUGUAGUAGCUGCCAGUUCGCUUGAGCUACUGCAGACUGGCUGCUAUGCUGGGUUUUUGUCAUUUCUGCUGCCGAAAUGACAAUUUCCAACUUGAAUUUUGAAGAGAAAACCUCAUGGUCGAGUUCAUGCUUUAAUUCUAACAGAACCACUAAUGGGUCACUGGUUGUAUAGAAUUACAUCUGAUUUAUAUUGGUUUUUAAUUAUUAAAACAAUUCAAACAAA